AUGCCGGCUUCGGGGAUUUGGGAUACGUUGGGCAGGUUGGUGCUGCUUCCGUUGCUCGUGCCGGGUGCUUUAGUGUUCGUUUUGACGCCCGGUAUCGUCUUCGCGCACCCACAGCCAUGUCAGAUCCUGAAACAGAUUGGGCACACGGUGCGAGUCGGAGCCGUGCAUCUUCAGCCCCGCGUCGUGACACACAGCUCCCUCAGGAGGAAAGGAAUCGAGUGGGAUUGGGACGCUGACAGAGAAACUGCUUGGGAAGAACUGGAGUCGGUCAUGAGAAAAAGUGUACAGGGUGCGAGAGCUGGUAGGACUAAGGGCUCUCCAACAAAAAGCGCAAAAAGUAAAAACGUGCACAAACAAGUAGAGAGCGCGUUUCUACCCAGGGACUCUCUAUUCCUGGCCGCAGAGACUCUAAAUCGAUUCCCGAACCUGUUACCCUACAACCUGUCACUGGAGAUUGUCAUGGCUGUGGAAAUAGGACUCGGUGAGCUGCCGGCUUUCUCUUUCUACUCUUCACCUCCACCUGUGAGCUCCGACCCGAUGUCGUUCUUACAGAGCGUGUGUCACACCGUCGUGGUUCAAGGCGUUUCAGCCAUCAUGGCGUUUCCUGAGAACAGAGACGAGUUCGUCAAGUUGGAGUUCGUGUCCUCUUCACUGCACAUUCCGGUCAUCAGCGUCGUUCAAUACGAGUUCAGGCGUCAGAGUCGGAACUCGCUCCAUUUCCAGAUGGCCAUGCAGAAUCCUCAGACUCCUCAGGCGGAUUUAAUCUACUCUCUUCUUUCCAUUAAUAAUUGGUAUGAUGUGAGCCUACUGAUGUGCCAGGAGCUGAAUAUUUCCCAGUUUGUCUUCCUGCUUCGCAACAACUCCAGAUUUCACCUGGGCUCCAUAGUCAACAUUUCUACCAACAGCAGCAACAAAAGUGACUUUCAGACGUCUCUGCAGGGUCACAUGAGCUCCAUUAAGGACAUAAUGUCCACCAUUGUGACUUUCGGAUGUGAUAUACGGGACAUUAAAAGGAUCUUUAUAACCAUAACAAAGCUUGGUUUAGUGCUACCAGACCUGCACUGGAUUAUAGGGGACUCACAGAACGUGGAAUUGUUAAUGACCGAGGGGCUGCCGAUGGGCUUAAUGGCACAUGGGCGAAUGAGGCAGCCUGCUCUGGACCACUACGUCCAGGAUUCUUUGGAGUUUAUUGCUAGGGCUGUUGGAUCAGCUGCCUCUGUAUCUCCAGAGCUGGCCCUUCUCCCUGGCAUUACAAACUGCAUGAUGGUUGAGGAUAAAAAUCGCACCUCAGGAAAAUAUCUGUCCAGGUUCAUGGCCAACACAUCAUUUGAUGGGCUAAGUGGCUAUAUUCAUGUUCAGGAUGGAUCUAUCAUUCUUUCCGAAAGCCAUCACUUUAUUUGGAAUCUGCAGCAUGAUCCAUUAGGGAAUCCUGCAUGGACACGACUUGGUAGCUGGAAGCAGGGUAAAGUGGUACUGGACUAUGGAGUUUGGCCUAGCAAGAAACGUUCACACCCAGGCGGCGAUUGGAGGCAUUCAUCCAGGUUGCACUUGCGGGUUGUGACACUUGUAGAGCACCCCUUUGUAUUCACACGAGACGUGGAUGACGAUGGUCAUUGCCCAGCAGGGCAGCUGUGCCUUGACCCACUCACCAACGACACAGCACUUCUUGAUGCCCUCUUCCAUGAUCUGCAGUCUGGCAACAGCACAGUGCCCACUGAACACAAGAAGUGCUGCUAUGGCUAUUGUAUAGACCUGCUGGAGAAGCUGGCUGAGGAUGUGGGUUUUGACUUUGACCUCUAUAUUGUAGGAGAUGGAAAGUAUGGUGCCUACAAGAACGGCCGCUGGACAGGUUUGGUGGGUGACCUGUUGAGUGGAGCGGCGCAAUUAGCUGUUACUUCAUUUAGCAUCAAUUCAGCUCGCAGUCAGGUUAUUGACUUCACCAGCCCCUUCUUCUCUACCAGCCUGGGCAUCCUGGUGAGGACCAGAGACACGGCGGCACCCAUCGGAGCCUUCAUGUGGCCCUUACACUGGAGCAUGUGGCUUGGCAUCUUUGUAUCGCUUCAUGUUACUGCUGUAUUCCUUACUCUGUAUGAGUGGAAGAGUCCAUUUGGGAUGACACCUAAAGGCCGAAACAGGGACAAGGUUUUCUCCUUCUCUUCAGCACUCAAUGUUUGCUAUGCCAUCUUAUUUGGCAGGACAGCUGCUAUCAAGCCACCCAAGUGCUGGACAGGCCGCUUUCUAAUGAACCUCUGGGCUAUAUUCUGUCUGUUUUGUCUCUCAACAUACACAGCCAAUCUGGCUGCUGUGAUGGUUGGGGAAAAGACAUAUGAGCAGCUUUCAGGUAUACAUGACCCCAAGCUCCAUCAUCCAUCCCAGGGUUUCCGAUUCGGGACUGUGCGGGAGAGCAGUGCUGAGGAUUAUGUGAAAAAAAGCUUUCCAGAAAUGCAUGAAUACAUGAGGCGAUAUAAUGUUCCUACAACCCCUGAUGGAAUAGACCACCUUAAGGAUGAUCCUCAAAAACUGGAUGCUUUCAUUAUGGACAAAGCCCUUUUAGACUAUGAAGUGUCCAUUGAUGCUGAUUGUAAAACUCUCACAGUGGGAAAACCUUUUGCAAUUGAAGGCUAUGGAAUUGGUCUCAAACAAAAUUCACCUCUGACUUCAAAUAUCUCAGAGCUGGUUAGCCAGUACAAGUCAGACGGAUUUAUGGACAUGCUGCAUGAUAAGUGGUACAAAGUUGUGCCCUGUGGGAAAAGAAGUUUUGCAGUGACAGAGACUUUACAGAUGGGGAUUAAACAUUUCUCAGGGUUAUUUGUAAUGCUGUGCAUAGGAGUCGCUUUGUCUCUCCUCACCACUAUUGCUGAACACGUUGUCCAUCGUUGGGUGAUCCCCAAGAUGCUGAACAAGCCACAGUACUGGCUUCAUACAAGUCAAAGAUUGCAUCGAGCACUUAACCCGACCUUCAGCGAGGAUAAAUUAUCAACUGUUGCAAAAACGGAAAAAAGGUGCAACAUCGGAAACAACCAGCAAAAUCUCUGGGACGUCUGCGAAAACUCAGUCUGCCCUCGUCAUUGCCUCUCCGACCAAGAGGAGCAACAGAACAACUUGGAAUGUUUACAGUGUAAAGCGCUCCCUUCACCUCCACCUUCUGUUCCUCCUCCUCCUCCUGCUCCUCAGAUGAAGAGACAGCUUCCUCUGCAGUCGAAUGGGAAAACAGACCUGCUGGGCCUGGCACACAGCCCCAUAGUGCAGGAGCUGACUGACCUGGAGACCCACAUUCAGAUCAUCAAACAGCAGCUUCAGCUGGCCAUGAAGAAGAAAAAGGAGCUGGAACAGUACCAGAGAACCAACAUGGCACCUGAGUCCUAG
Messenger RNA from Tachysurus vachellii, 3366 nucleotides. RefSeq names its product glutamate receptor, ionotropic, N-methyl-D-aspartate 3A (gene grin3a). Gene Ontology annotation, cellular component: plasma membrane; postsynaptic membrane. The record is from RefSeq and is a predicted model, not a curated record. Gene Ontology annotation, molecular function: NMDA glutamate receptor activity; transmitter-gated monoatomic ion channel activity involved in regulation of postsynaptic membrane potential. Gene Ontology annotation, biological process: ionotropic glutamate receptor signaling pathway; monoatomic ion transport; modulation of chemical synaptic transmission. The coding region runs from base 1 to 3366 and encodes 1121 amino acids. Lineage: Eukaryota; Metazoa; Chordata; Actinopteri; Siluriformes; Bagridae. The transcript is spliced from 9 exons.